This is a messenger RNA of Phytophthora infestans T30-4, 495 nucleotides long. RefSeq lists its product as uncharacterized. The coding region runs from base 1 to 495 and encodes 164 amino acids. The transcript is spliced from 4 exons. The record is from RefSeq and is a predicted model, not a curated record. Gene Ontology annotation, molecular function: histone H3K79 methyltransferase activity. NCBI's taxonomy places the organism in Eukaryota, Oomycota, Peronosporomycetes, Peronosporales, Peronosporaceae.
AUGUGGACUAAAUUCACCGAUGCAGAAGACAAAAGGCUUGUUGUGCUUGCGCUUGAAUAUGAGUCCCAGCGCAAGCGAGCUCAAUGGAAGGAGGUGGCACGCGCCAUGCGGGGCAAGUAUUCGGCCCAAGCCCUUGAGAGUCGGCUGCGUGCACUCAAGCGAGCCUACGGAAUGGAUAUUUCGCGGUUCCCACGCUUUUUUUUCUCGACACACCGAGUCAAGCGGAACGAACUAUCUGUGAUGACAGAUGAGAACGCAGGUGAGGUGCUUCCUGCUGCGGUUUCAAAAAUAAUUGAGAUGAUUGGGAACAUUCGGCAUGAUGACGUCUUCUUAGAUGUUGGAGCUGGGUUGGGGAAUGUGGCGGCUCAGUUCGCGGUACAGACGAAGGCACGUCAGUGUUUGGGCAUCAAAACACGACCGGAGUUGGUCAGCAGAGGUGGGAAGUCCUCGAUACGCCUUUAUCGACUACACCACCUUUCCUGGACGCGUCAGUGA